Molecule: messenger RNA, 1047 nt
Organism: Hevea brasiliensis (rubber tree)
Lineage: Eukaryota; Viridiplantae; Streptophyta; Magnoliopsida; Malpighiales; Euphorbiaceae
Exons: 5
Coding region: 217-1047 (276 amino acids)
Source: RefSeq, a predicted model, not a curated record
UUUGCAAUGGUGUUUUAGACUUACUCAAGCAGUGACCCUAAAAAGGAAGUAGCUAGUACAAAACUAUCUGAGCCAGUGGCUGUACCACCAACUGUUAUUGAAACUCCUUUAACAACUAAACCAUUGAAGGAGACUAAAGGGCCCAUUCAAACUACUACUGCCACCAGUGAUGAAGUCAUCAAGUCAUCGCCACCUCCUUCAACGAUUGCUAAGACAAUGAUUCUUCCAAAGACUAAAGAACCCAUUCAAGCUACUGCUCCCACCAGUGAUCAAGAACUCAUCAAGUCAUCAUCACUGCCUCCUUCAAUUACUGCUGAGACAAAGAUUCUUCCAAAGACUCACUUAAGCCGUGACCCUAAAAAGGAAGUAGCUAGUACAAAACUAUCUGAGCCAGUGGCUGUACCACCAACUGUUAUUGAAACUCCUUUAACAACUAAACCAUUGAAGGAGACUAAAGAACCCAUUCAAACCACUACUGCCACCAGUGAUCAAGAAGUCAUCAAGUCAUCGCCACCUCCUUCAAUGACUGCUGAGACAAUGAUUCUUCCAAAGACUAAAGAACCCAUUCAAACUACUGCUCCCACCAGUGAUCAAGAACUUAUCAAGUCAUCAUCACCGCCUCCUUCAAUUGCUGCUGAGACAAAGAUUCUUCCAAAGGUAAUUUUCUUUCCUUCCUCGUAUGAUUUCCUAAACAAAGCACAAGUUCUGUCUAGCUUGGCAGAAUUAAAAGAGAGUAUUCCUGUGGCUGCAACUAUUGCAGAAACCGCUCAAGCUCGCAGAACAUCUCUUUCAGGGAAAACCACUGAUCUUGAAGCAAGAUUGGCACAAAGAGAAAAGAAACUAAGUUUCUUGGAGACUGAAUUCUCUAGACUUUCAAAAGAAGAAGAAAAAGUAGAGGCUCAAUUUCAAUUCUUAAUUACCCAGAAGGAGAAAAUUCUUGCUAAUAAGAAGUAUGUUUUAGCUGACUUGGAGAAAACAAAUGAUGAAGCUUUAAAAGAUUUAGAAGAAUGGCGAAAUCUAGAAAGUGAGAUCAAGCAGGCGAAUUAA